This is a messenger RNA of Caenorhabditis elegans, 1137 nucleotides long. It is a transcript of the gene nhr-198, whose product is annotated as Nuclear receptor domain-containing protein. The record is from RefSeq and is marked reviewed. Gene Ontology annotation, biological process: regulation of DNA-templated transcription; DNA-templated transcription. Gene Ontology annotation, molecular function: zinc ion binding; DNA binding; sequence-specific DNA binding. Gene Ontology annotation, cellular component: nucleus. The coding region runs from base 1 to 1137 and encodes 378 amino acids. NCBI's taxonomy places the organism in Eukaryota, Metazoa, Nematoda, Chromadorea, Rhabditida, Rhabditidae. The transcript has 3 exons.
AUGACUAACUACGCAAGUAUUGCUAAUUUCAAGACCGAGGAAAGUGUUCUUGUAAGAGAAAAGUGUGUGAUAUGUUUUGGAUCGGCGUUGGGGAUGAAUUAUGGGGCAUUGACUUGCUCCGCGUGCAAGAUGUUUUUCCGAAGAUCUGCUGAGAAAAAAUUGAGCUACAACUGCAAGAAGGACAAUCAGUGCUCAAUUGCUCAACGGAAAUGCCGAGCUUGUCGUUUUCAAAAAUGCCUGAACUUUGGCAUGACAUUUUACUCAUUCCGGGGACAACUUGCUCAAAAUUUUAAUAAUCUCGAUCAGAAGCUGGAGCUCCUUUUAAAAGAGCUAACAAUAAAAGAUGGGAAAAACUACACAAAAUUCAUCAACUACUACUCAAAUGAGGACCCUUCUUUAGUGGAUGUUCUAAAAAACUCGAAUGUGAUGAAAAUGAAAAAGCGGACACCUCACACCGUCACCGAUUCCCAUGACUGGGCAUUCUUGGGGAUCCAUGCGAGGAUUUCCUAUUUUAUGGAUUUCGAGUUCAUAAAUAAGUUGAGUUUGAAUGACAAAGUAAUCCUUUUCAAAUACAAUGCUCUACGCAUGGGAUGUAUGACUGAAGCAAUGCGAUGCUUCACUGCAAAAAGAGCAUAUUUGGUAACUCCAAGCGGUGAAGAUGUCUACCUGCCGAUAUUUCGUAGAAUAUUCGAAAAGACUCCGGCGCUUUUGGAUCAGACAUCUUGCAUGGUGCUUUAUAAGUUUAUAGAGUUGAAUAUUACAAAUGAGGAGUGCAUUCUAUUGGCGCUGAUUUUCUUUUGCAAUCCUGCAAUUUCCGAUGAGCUAUCUGAAAAAGCUAAGGAGACACUAUCCCGACAUCAAAAGCGUUACUGCUCUGCAUUGCUCCAAUAUUGUCAGUCAACAUGCCAAAAAUCCGCACCUUCUCGGCUCACUGACCUCCUAUCCUUGUACAAUGUCACCAACAAGGCUUAUGACGGUUUUCAAUACCUUUGCAUGACUUUCCAAUGUCUUGCACCAGAUUUUAGAGGGAAACAACUCGUAUAUGAUACUUGUUUGGACAUCGAGAAAAAUAAUAGUAAAGAAAAUUCGUCUCAGAAGGUGCAGAAGCAAAAUCAGAAAAUAAAUGGAAUCUUUUAA